AUGAUUGAAGAGAUAGCAAUUCUGGAGCGUAUGAUAUCAAAGAUGCGUCGAUGUUCAUCAUCGACUUCAACGGAUAAACGAAUACAUGAACCAUUAACAGAAACAGAACUUCGAAAACAAUCAGUUAUAACACCUGAAGAUGUAUUACGCCUCAAUAAAAUUACCGAUGAUUAUUUGUGUGAACCGGAUGCGAACAUUUAUGAUAUCGAAUUUACAAGGUUUAAAAUUCGUGAUUUAGACACGGAUCAGGUUUUAUUUGAGAUCGCCAAACCUACCACAGAAGAUGUUGACAUUGAUGAUUUAAAUUUGGAGAAAUGUGACGAUACAGGCGCUGCUCGGUUUGUUCGUUAUCAGUUCACUCCCGCAUUUCUACUUCUUAAACACGUUGGUGCAACUGUUGAAUUCAAUGUUGGAAAUAAACCGGUGAAUAAAUUCCGCAUGAUUGAACGACAUUUCUUCCGUGAUCGCUUGUUAAAAAGUUUUGAUUUCGAAUUUGGCUUUUGCAUUCCAAAUAGUAGAAACACAUGUGAACAUAUUUACGAUUUUCCACAACUUUCCGAAUCGUUAA
Messenger RNA from Acanthocheilonema viteae, 568 nucleotides. NCBI's taxonomy places the organism in Eukaryota, Metazoa, Nematoda, Chromadorea, Rhabditida, Onchocercidae. The record is from the annotation of a GenBank genome assembly.